Glycine soja is the source of this 1450-nucleotide messenger RNA. Its product is annotated as E3 ubiquitin-protein ligase MARCH2-like. Gene Ontology annotation, cellular component: membrane. Gene Ontology annotation, molecular function: zinc ion binding; ubiquitin-protein transferase activity. Gene Ontology annotation, biological process: protein ubiquitination. Bases 433 to 1191 code for a protein of 252 amino acids. The transcript has 9 exons. The record is from RefSeq and is a predicted model, not a curated record. Lineage: Eukaryota; Viridiplantae; Streptophyta; Magnoliopsida; Fabales; Fabaceae.
ACAGAAAUUAUAAAAAUGGCCAAGAGGGAUGUUGUGGCAGUGGAAGCCUAAUAGUGCCAAGAGGGUCUCAACUAUGUGGCAUGAAACCAGAAUUACACGUCUAUGAGAAGCACCAAAUGAAACUUUUGCAUCUGUGGACCCUACACAUGCCCUUUGUUCAUGUUCAUCUCAGUUUCUGAUCAGAAUUAGAUUAUAUAUUCACGGAUUGUUAGUGUUCACAUUCACCAGUCACAAUUAUUAUAAAUAGCUGCCUGCUCCUGCUAUAUAUGUUCAGCAGCACAGAGAAUUCAAGCAAGAAAUUGGCAGAGAAGGAGUAAAAUAUUUUCCAGUGUUCUUUUUUUUUUGAAUUUUUCUUCUGCCAACAGGGGAGUCAAAUCUGCUUCAUUAGUUUCUUAAAGGGGAAUGAGAUACUAGAGAAGGUUAUGCAUCUAGAUGCCGGUUUACAUCAUGGGAGAUCAUGUAACUGUCUCGACCACUCAACAACACAUUGCAAUCCCCAUUGAGAAAUUGAAUGCAUUAUCACUUGAAGUUGCAAAGGAAGAAAAACAUGUAACCGAUGAUGCCUAUGUGGACAAUGUCCAAAAACCUGAAGAGAAAGAUGAAGAAACUCAAGAAAAGGGAGAUUGUCGCUACUGUCAAGAAGAGGACUUUAUUUUUAAUAUGGAAUCACCCUGCAAUUGCAAUGGUAGCGUGAAGUAUGUUCACAAGAGAUGCAUUGAUCAAUGGUACAAUUCCAAAGGCCGCAUGAUAUUAUGUGAGAUUUGCAGGAAGCCUUACAAUCCAAAUGAUUACCCACUUCCGGAACUUCAUUAUGAUGAUGAUGACACCGAGAUAACUAUAUUAAGGGAGGAAUGGACUAUUCCUGGAACCAGCACUGAAAUUUGGUCACCUUUGGUGCUGGCAGACCGUGCCACCAAGGGCCUCAUUGAUUCAAUGAACAAAGACUUCAGCUUGAAAAACCCUAGUGGAGGUGUGAUAUUUGGCAUGUCACUCGUCAUCUUUAUCGCGGUGCUACUUAUAAAGGAUGCCUAUGAAUGUGCGCCACCCAAGGAGGAGAAAUUUGCUCGUUUUUUGUACUGCGCUGUGAUGACUAUCUCUGUGCCAGUUUACAUUUUAUCGUGGGUUUUACAGUGCCAAGCCUAUAGAAAAAGCGAGAGAGGGAGGGAAAGAGAAAGACAUCGCAAUGCAUAGAUCUUAAUUAAACUUUGAAGUUGCAGAGAUAAAGGAAAGAGGAAAAGAAGGCAUCUUGAACUAGUAAUUAAUGAAGAACGUGUCUUCAACUUUUAAUUAAAUUUCCUUUAGUUUCGGUUAGUUGUUUUGUAAAUAAAUAAUCAACCAAGGACUAUGUGUUGAGAAACAAACCUUUGUUUUAUACCCCUUCCUCCCGUUAUGUUUCUAGGAGAUGUAAUUGUGUAAAUUAUAUUAUGGUCAAUGCAUAUGCUGUGGUCUA